UCUAGUCGAUAAUGUUGAAUUUACGAUGAAUGAAUGAUAAACUCAAACAUUCUGCUUAAAAUUCAAACUGUAAAAGAAUAUCAUUAUCACCAAUCAUUAGUUUUUUCCAUUUCAGCAACACAUGCAACCUGUGCAAACAAUUUGCGCGAAACUACCAUACCAACAUGUGCUUUUCUCCUAUAAAAGCACGUGCAAACGCGUAUCCGUCUUUUAGUACUAUUUUCACAAUCAUGGCAGCGUUCGGUUUGAUAGUGUUGCUUUUGGUGAAUUGGAGUUUUAAUUUCAACUCAAUUUAUGGACUACAAUUAGGUCCAUUCAUCAUACCAUCUUUUGAUAAUGGCGGUGCUUUAGGAUUUUCAAGCAGCCUUCUGAGUGCAUCAAUCGAUCCACAAUCGAGACGCAUUUCAUUCGAAGCUCAAGCUCCCCAGCAGAGCAGCAGUAGUGGAUCGUCAUCCCCAUCGGUAUCGAGCUUAAUCGAGCGGUUUACCAAUCCGUUUGCUAGUUUCCUGCCUAGUCAAACGAAUGCACUUCCCUUUCAAAUACCAUCAAUAUUGCCUUCAGCACCAUCGAGUGUACAAAUUCCGGGAGUAUCGGAAUUUACCAACAUUUUACGUUCGUUUAGCAACGCUAUUCCCGAUGGUGUUAAUCGCAUUCAAAAUGCAGCCAACGAUUUCCAAAAUAUUGCUACAAACGCUUCUCGGACUAUCUUCAACCCAUCCGCAGUUCUUGACCAAUUUGCUAGGUUUAUUCCAACAACCGGACAACGCGCUUCACUAUUUCCUAACGUUGCAAGUGCAUGGAAUGCUAAUCCUGUGCAGAGUGGCUUCAAGCUGGCAUCGAAUGCGGAAGUGAACUUCUCGUCGGAAAUUGAUGAAACUCCCACACAGAGUCGCAGUUCGCUUGCCAACAUUAUACCCGGAGCUAUAUCUAGGUUGUCCAGUAUCCCGAACAUUUUGGCUCGCGAGGAUUCCAGCUCUCCCGUAAAUCAUAACGAUCCUCACUAUUAUCCCGGACGUCACGUCAUGGUACAUCUAUUCGAAUGGACAUUUAACAAUAUUGCCCUGGAGUGUGAGCAAGUUCUCGAACCAGGCGGAUACGGUGGGGUGCAGGUAUCACCAGUUAAUGAGUACGCGAUUGUACCGAACCGUCCCUGGUGGGAAAGGUAUCAGCCCAUUUCGUACAAGAUCAACUCGCGAUCAGGCAAUGAACAACAGUUUGCAUCUAUGGUACGCCGUUGCAAUAAUGCCGGUGUGCGUGUCUAUGUGGACAUAGUUGUCAACCAUAUGGCAGCUCCUGGUAGUAGUGUUCCACUGCACGGUACUGCAGGAUCGUCAAGUGAUCCUGCCAAUAGAGACUAUCCAGCCGUACCGUAUAAUCGAACCCAUUUCCAUUCGGAUUGUACCAUCCAGAACUAUCAGAAUGCAACGAAUGUGCGGGACUGUGCCCUGAACGGUUUACCAGAUUUGAAUCAAGCGGAACCGUAUGUGCAGGAUCGUAUCGUUACGUUUAUGAACCAACUGAUCGAUCUCGGAGUAGCUGGUUUUAGGAUGGACGCAAGCAAACACAUGCAACCGGAAGAUUUGAGCGCUAUCUAUCACCGCUUGAAUUUCCUGAAGGUCGCAUUUGAUUUUCCAAUGAAUGCCGCCCCUUUCAUCUACCAGGAAGUGAUCGAUCUUGGCAACGAAGCUGUAACUGCCUCCCAGUACACCGCUCUUGGGGAAGUGACCGAGUUUAAGUAUUCUCUCUUUAUCGGACUUAUUUUCCGUGGCACACUGGAUGCAUCCGCAUUGCAGAUGUUUACCAAGAAUAAUGCAACUCAGAUCGGUCUCAUACCCUCAGAAUCGGCCCUAGUGUUUGUUGAUAACCACGAUAAUCAGCGUGGUCACGGAGCAGGUGGUGAUUCGAUACUUACCUUCAAGGAUGGUUCAAAGUACGUCCAAGCAAUCGCAUUCACCCUGGCUACUGAUUAUGGUACUGUGCGGCUAAUGAGUUCCUACAACUUUACCGACACCAAUCAAGGACCUCCUGCAGACGGGCGGGAAAAUAUCUUAUCACCCGGUAACCCAACCAAUGAUGCUUCCUGCCAGAAUGGAUGGAUUUGUGAGCAUCGUUGGCCAGUGGUAAGACGCAUGGUUAGCUUUCGGAGUUUAGUAGCACCGGCACCGCUUACGAAUGUUCAGUUUACGAGUGGAACCUUUGCCUUCUGUCGUGGAAGUGUUGGAUUUGCGGUAUUUAAUGCCGGUAUAAAAACCUAUGACGGUGUGUGGAAGACGUGCCUUCCUGCGGGCGAGUAUUGUGAUAUCAUUUCCGGUGAACGAGUUGGUUCGGAAUGUACUGGAACUCGUGUUCUUGUAAGUGCAGAUGGCACGGUUAGCUUAACACUUCCAGCAUUCUCUAGCGUUGUGCUUGAUUUAAUCAGACGUGUUUCUUGAGUACAAAAUGUUCAAGUGACUAACAGGAGAUUAUGAAUUCAAGAA
Anopheles funestus (African malaria mosquito) is the source of this 2477-nucleotide messenger RNA. Its product is annotated as alpha-amylase A-like. Gene Ontology annotation, molecular function: cation binding; alpha-amylase activity. Gene Ontology annotation, biological process: carbohydrate metabolic process. The record is from RefSeq and is a predicted model, not a curated record. Lineage: Eukaryota; Metazoa; Arthropoda; Insecta; Diptera; Culicidae. The transcript is spliced from 2 exons. Bases 165 to 2432 code for a protein of 755 amino acids.